This is a messenger RNA of Polistes canadensis, 3405 nucleotides long. RefSeq names its product lachesin-like. The record is from RefSeq and is a predicted model, not a curated record. The transcript has 11 exons. The coding region runs from base 698 to 1987 and encodes 429 amino acids. Lineage: Eukaryota; Metazoa; Arthropoda; Insecta; Hymenoptera; Vespidae. Gene Ontology annotation, cellular component: neuron projection.
CCGGCCGGUGAGAGCAGUAGCACCGGCACCACCAUCAGCACCAGGCCACUAUAGAGGCCUUCUUUAGAUAUCUCUCUCUCUGUUUCUCUAUUUCUAUAUCUCUAUCUCCAUCUCUCUCUCUCUAUUACUCCAAGUUCGUUAGUUCACGGUUUUCCGUCGUGUGAUACUAUUUCAAAAGGAUUGAUUCCCAUUUUUUACAGAGAGAGAGAGAGGGAGAGAGAGAGAGAGAAAGAGAGAGCGUGAAGAUGUUCCGUCGUCGCGUUAAACAACAAAAUAUUUAUAACAACAAAUAAAACAAAAGAUAAUUAAACACAAUCGGUGUCGCGUUCACGUCAAUGGUGAUUCUUUUCGUGUGACGUUUACAUACGACAACGCUACGAUAACCAACAAUCGCCAGUAACAACAACAAAGAGGUGGAGGACUACGAGAACGAGGAGGAGAACGAGGAGGAGGAGAACGAGGACGAGAACGAGGACGUGAUCACGUGCUAAACGAUCGUACGCGUGUGUCUCUGUGUGUGUGGUGUGCCAUAAAUGUUUCAUAGACACCCUUCGUGGUGCGGAUAAUAUCACGAUAUAUACCUCGUUGAAACUCACAGAAAAAUCGAAGCUGGAUCUCGACGAUAUGUUCCCGGAAAUCCAGCAACUGCCGUGAAAAAGUGAACCACGUGAUAUAAAGAGUAACAACGACUGGGAAAAUGGCAGACAGACCAAAAAGUCGAUACCUGACUUUCAGCAUACUUCAUAUCGUUACGUUAAUGUGCCAAGCACUCUCAGAGCCACCGAUAUUUGCCGAACCAAUACCCAACGUCACCGUUGCACUUGGAAGGGACGUCAGUCUACCUUGCGUCGUUAAAAACCUCGGUACUUACAAGGUUGCAUGGCUGCACGUCGGUAGGCAAAUGCUAUUGACGGUACACAAACACAUGGUCGUCAAAAUACCAAGGUUCACGGUGUCGCACGAAAAUCAAAAUACGUGGCUAUUGCACAUCAGCGGAGUUCAACAGGACGACAGAGGAUACUACAUGUGCCAAGUUAACACUAAUCCUAUGAUGAGUCAAGUAGGAUUUUUACAAGUCGUUGUACCACCAAACAUAUUAGACUCGUUAUCGACAGAGAGUACAGUGGCUGUACGAGAAAAUCAAAAUAUCACAUUGACGUGUAAAGCUGACGGAUAUCCGAUGCCAAAAUUAAUGUGGAAACGAGAAGACGGUCAAGGAAUAACCAUCAGUCGUCAAAAAAAAGUACCGAAAUACGAUGGCGAGCAAUUAAAUUUGACGAGGAUUACACGCAAUGAAAUGGGAGCAUAUCUAUGUAUAGCAAGCAAUGGCGUGCCACCAACAGUCAGCAAAAGGAUCACCGUUGAUGUUGAAUUUUCACCAAUGAUCUUCGUACCAAAUCAAUUGGUCGGUGCACCAGCUGGUACCAACGUGACAAUCGAUUGUCACACUGAAGCAUUUCCUCGAGCAAUGAGUUAUUGGUUUCAAGGAGAGGAAAUGAUACUUUCCAAUGAGAAAUACACGACCAGUAUAAUGGAAAAUAGCUACAGGGCUCAUAUGAAAUUACAUAUAAAGAAUCUUCAAGCUGGCGAUUUUGGAAAUUAUCGAUGCAUCAGUAAAAAUUCCUUAGGAGAGACCGAAGGUUCUAUCAGGCUUUAUGAAAUUCCUAAACCAUCGGCGCCACCCAAAGCAACGGAGAUCAAGAGCAGCGCCAACAAAGAAGGACGAGCGAGCACACCCCCACCAGCAAAAAGGCCAACCACCGUGUGGCCAUCCUCGUACAACCCGUACUAUCCGAAAAGGACGGAAAGACCAUCGCCACCGAGCGAAGAGAGGGUCGACAGGCCUGAACAGAAACUACGUGGUGGUUACAGUACAGGAAGUGCAUACAUCAUCAGAUGGAGUGCACCGCAGUUGAUGAUUGUUGCGGUGCAAUACAUACUCACUGGACCGUAUAUGCCACCGUACGUACCGCAAACGGCGAAUUAAGAACUAAUAAUAUACAUCUUCGAUUGGUAGAAGAGAAAUGAAAUGGGAAUGAAAAUGAGGACGAAGACGAGUAAGAGGAGGAGGAGGAGAAGGAAUAGGGAAAGGAGGAAGGAGUAGGAGGAAGGAAAGCACCGAUUUCCGAAUCCGAAUUAAUUCGCUACACAAACGGGAUUCGACAGUGUUCAAAUCGAUCGGCAAUUCAAUUUCGAAUCGGUGAACUUUAAACAUUAAGUCGAUUAAACAUCGAAUUACCUGUAAUUCGCGAAUUGACCCACGAGUUUGAUUACAACCACCCAGGAACAGUGGUGGCCGAAUUACCGCAAAACGAUAAUUAUGUAUGAAAGCGCGUCCGUACUUCCUGAUUACAUUGGCUUGUUAUACGUCGAGAGUAUAGUAUGUAUAGUAUAUUACGCAUUCGUAUAAAUUACAAGGUAAAUUAGAACGAAAUUAGUAGCUCGCGUUCCUCGCUAUCUCACAAUUGCUAGAUUAUCAAACGAAUGAAUAUAAGUACGAACGAUAUCGAACAGUUUCUCCCAUUGAAAUCCGAAAAACACAUCAAUGAUUAAUAUAUUUAUUUCAUUAGAUAUAAUACCUAUCAUCAUCGCAGGAAUAAUAUCAUUUUUGCAUAUUCAUUAAUCGUCGUCUAUCUUCGGAAUUGAAUAAUCAUCACGAAAUUUGUCGAUACGCGAUAGGAAAUAAAUAAAAUGUUGUCCCUACGACAAGAAAUUCUGUUUCAUCUUUCUCGAAAGGAUCGAUACGUGAGGACGAAUUCGAGAGGUUAAUUUGAAAUUUCGCUUGUUAUACAUAUAAUGUCGCCCCGGAGAUAUAUUAGUGGAAUAUUAAUCGGCAUCAUUAGUUGCACGACAAAUUGCUCUAUCGUCGGACCAACGAAAUGGGACAAGAACCCAACGAAUGGAUUUACGGCGAAGCUCUACUAUGGAAAUGUAUGUAUGUACUUAUACAUACGUACAUAUAUAUAUAUAUAUAUAUAUAUAUAUAUAUAUAUAUAUCUACAUAUAUAGUGUUCGAAAUAAACUCGGUGACGUCGAAAAGCGUGUCACCGAUCGAUUCGAAGCGAUUUUGCAACGAUUUAAUGGCACCCUCAUGCGCACAUGACAUUUAUUAAACCACAUUUUGGGAUUGCAGACGUCCGUAGAACAUAAGCAAGUUCUUGAACUCGCUUUGAUGUGGAAACAGUACGUGUACGGUAUAGUUCAAUUAACUUUUCCAAUUUAGUUAAUAAUCACAAAACGUUAGAUCUUCUAUUAAUAAUCAAUCGGAAGGAUUAAUAAUUUCGGUGGUAAGAUUUAAAAGAAACAAAACGAAUCUAAUUUUGUUCGCGCGUAUUGUAAAUUCAAUGAAAUAUUAAACUCCCCGGAAAAUUCUUGCAGAUUUAAAAAAAGAAAAGAAAAAAUUCA